GAGCUGUCAAAUGUUUGUUUAUCUGGCUGGCGCUUCGCACACGCACGGUUCGUUUAUAUAAUUAUUCCUGCAAAAAAUACGCAAUUUCGCAAUGUUUCGCAUUCCGGCUCUGCGCUUCAUUAACCGUGCGGUGGUGGUGAAUGGACAGGCUGGUCGGUUUAUCGCCACCGGAGCACCGGUCUGCAACUCGACCGACGGUGGCUACCGUCCACCGACACCGAUGAUUGACCUGGAGGACAAAUCGCUCCCCAUUCCCGAGUACAAGCAGAAGAAAAAUGAACCGCUGCAGCUGCAAAAGUCACGCCUACUGUAUCAGUCGCGCAAACGUGGUAUGCUCGAGAACGGCCUGCUGCUCAGCACGUUCGCCGCCAAGUAUCUGGCGGAGAUGAGCCCCGCCCAGACGAAGCUGUACGAUCAGCUGAUCAACCUGCCGUCGAACGACUGGGACAUCUUCUACUGGGCGACGGGCGUGAAGCCGACGCCGAAAGAGUACGACAACGAGGUGAUGAACAUGCUGAAAAAUCACGUCAAGAACAACGACCGCGAACAGCGGUUCAUGCAGCCCGACCUGUACGCCAAAGCGAACUGAAAAGCCUGUUGUCUGUUAAUCAAUAAGAAAGUAUUUAUUUGCCUCCCAAA
This is a messenger RNA of Anopheles coluzzii, 639 nucleotides long. RefSeq names its product succinate dehydrogenase assembly factor 2, mitochondrial. Gene Ontology annotation, cellular component: mitochondrion. The transcript has 3 exons. Gene Ontology annotation, biological process: protein-FAD linkage; mitochondrial respiratory chain complex II assembly; tricarboxylic acid cycle. Bases 92 to 589 code for a protein of 165 amino acids. The record is from RefSeq and is a predicted model, not a curated record. Lineage: Eukaryota; Metazoa; Arthropoda; Insecta; Diptera; Culicidae.